AUGGGUAAUUUACCUAAAACUCGGUUGUCCCCCGAAGGCCACGUCUUCGUCAAUGUAGGCGUAGAUUACGCCGGCCCUAUCAACUCGGCUAGUCGUCAGGGAAGAGGUUGUAGGAUAGUAAAGGUGUACAUCGCCAUAUUCAUAUGCUUUACAACGAAGGCCAUACAUUUAGAGUUGGUUGGUGACCUAACAAGCAAUAAUUACCUGAUGGCUUUGAAUAGAUUUAUGUCGCGCAGAGGAAAACCCGCUAAUAUCUACUCAGAUAACGGGACCUCAUUUGUUGGAGCCUACAACGAAUUGUCAAGGUUCCUCAAAUCCAACUGCAAUUCUAUUGCCGAAAGUGCGUCCAAUGAAGAAACGUACUUUCAUUUUUUGCCAGCUUACGCGCCACACUUUGGCGGUCUCUGGGAAGCGGGUGUAAAGUCAACAAAGCAUCACUUAACCAGAGUGCUGGGCAAUUCCAAUCUCACUUACGAACAACUUAAUACUACACUAGUUAGGAUCGAGGCAAUUUUAAAUUCUCGGCCACUCACCGCUCUGUCUACGGAACCCGACGACCUGAUGCCGCUAACUCCUGGUCACUUCCUCAUCGGCCGUCCGCUGACCGCGCUGCCAGCUCCUGAUUACCGAGAUCACUCCUUCAACUAUUUAACGCGCUACCAGCGGGUAGAACAACUGCGCCAGCACUUUUGGACUCGUUGGAGUAAGGAAUAUAUCUCAGAUCUGCAGCAAAGGGUCAAAUGGCAAGCGGCCGGAGACUCUUUAUCCCAGAACACUCUGGUUCUUCUGAAAGAAGAUAAUCUUCCCCCUUUGAAGUGGAGGCUGGGCCGCAUCGUUUCAGUUUUCCCGGGACAAGAUGGAAUCAAUCGCGUCGCCGAUGUGCGCACUGCCAAUGGAAUCGUCAGAAGGGCAUUCUCCAAGAUUUGUCCGUUGCUGAAUGCUGAUGUUACCCCGUAA
Molecule: messenger RNA, 957 nt
Organism: Cydia splendana
Lineage: Eukaryota; Metazoa; Arthropoda; Insecta; Lepidoptera; Tortricidae
Exons: 1
Coding region: 1-957 (318 amino acids)
Biological process (GO): DNA integration
Molecular function (GO): nucleic acid binding
Source: RefSeq, a predicted model, not a curated record